CCCAAGGGGCAAAGGACACUAAUAUUAUUAUUGUGUUGUCCUGCCGGCUCUUAGCCUUUUCCUCUUCCUAAUUUCCACUACUCCGCAAUGCCGUGAACGUCGAGUCCUUCGCUACUACUAACUGACUAACUAUCUGUUCUAUUCCCAUCUAUCUUCUAUUUUAAUUUUGCCCCCUUCUCCCUUUUCGAUGGGACGGCCUUGCCUUUUCCUCUUCCGUAACCAUUAUGUCUAAACAGCGCCCGGCCACCUCGGGCUACGCCCGUCUUGCUCAGGCGGAGGAAGAGCGAGGCCAUGAUUUCGAUGAUGACUUCGAUGAAGAUGACCUUUACGACGUACCGGCACCAAUAUCCAGUUCUGCUCCACGAUAUGCUCCUGUUUCGUCCCGUGCCCAGAUGCACGCAUCGGGCCCCUCGUCGCCCCCCGAAUAUCGCCGCCAACACGCAGGCUACCACCAGCGUCGAGUACGCAGCAAUUCAGGAGUCGACAUCAAAGCGAUCAAUGCGCGCCUCGAAAGAUGGGCGGAGGAGAUUGCGUCCAAGUUCAAAAUCCACAAGGUUCGGGGCAAGACGUCGGAUGAGGAGAAGCUUGAGAUCCACCACUCCGUCUUCCAGGCACCGGAAGGGGUGAGACCCGUCACGGCAGAACAGCUGGAGUCGGAUGACUUCGAGCGUGAACAGCGGAGGGCUCGUCAGGAGUUCGAGACGGUUGUGGAGAGUGUCCGCAACGCCAUCGAACUGGGCGUGCAUCCGAAGAUGAUCUCUCAGGGCAGUUCAGGCAGUUAUUUUGCACGCAACAGCGAAGGCAAGGUCGUGGGCGUCUUCAAGCCCAAGGAUGAGGAGCCCUACGCAUCGCGCAAUCCAAAGUGGACCAAAUGGAUACAUCGGAACCUGUUUCCUUGCUUCUUUGGUCGCGCUUGUUUGAUUCCCAAUCUGUCCUACGUUUCAGAGGCGGCCGCAUACGUUCUCGACGCUCGUUUACGCACAAACCUCGUUCCUUACACCGAUAUUGUGUGGCUCUCCUCCAAAUCAUUCUACUAUGAUUUCUGGGACCGAAGAAAGGCCUGGAGAGGCAAGAAAUCGCUUCCUGCCAAAGUCGGGAGUUUCCAGGUCUUUUUGAAAGGUUUCAAAGAUGCAAACGUCUUCCUACGCGAACAUCCCUGGCCUGACCAGGUGAAUUCAGGCUUCCGCGCCGAGGAUGCGCCAAAGAGGAAGAAACGCCCGUGGAACGAGGCUUGUCGACCUUCUGGGAUACAGUCCGACGACGAAGACGACGAGGAGAGCGGGCCUUCAGCCGCUUCAUCUCCUCGCGAUGAGAUUCCUCAGCGAAAGUUCCACUGGACUGAGACUUUGAAGCAGGCUUUCCGAGAAGAGCUUGAGAAAUUGGUGAUCUUGGACUACAUCAUGCGAAACACUGAUCGAGGUCUGGAUAACUGGAUGAUCAAGGUCGACUGGAAAAAUGAAGAAGUCUCCAUCGUUGCAGAGCCUCCCAAGACCAAUGGCGCCACGAAUGACGAUGAGGACGAUGACCAGACGCCGCCCGCUCGACUCGUUCCCACCAACUCGGAGCUAACUCCCACAUCUCCUUAUCCCUAUCGACGACAGGAAGGUAUGCAAGCCAUAAGCAGGACAGGGACACCGUUGAGCACACGGGCCCAGCAAGCUACGGCUACGAUUAAGGUUGGGGCUAUUGACAACAGCCUGUCGUGGCCGUGGAAACACCCUGAUGCUUGGCGAAGUUUCCCCUUCGGUUGGCUGUUCCUUCCGGUUUCCCUUAUCGGUCAACCAUUCUCUCAGAAGACGAGAGAUCAUUUCCUCCCACUUCUUACAUCGACGGCGUGGUGGAGCGGCACACAGACGGCGCUGCGGCGCGUAUUUGCGCAGGACGAUGACUUCAAAGAGAGCAUGUUUGCGCGACAGAUUGCAGUGAUGAAGGGUCAAGCAUGGAAUGUGGUGGAGACACUCAAACAGCCUGACCAUGGACCUCUGGAGCUCACGCGGAGAACGAGAGUCUGUGUCUGGGACGACUUGGUGGAUGUCCCCGUGGCUAUCCCCCUUCGCGGCCCGUCGACAGAUAUGCAGAUGCGCAAAGCAAGAAAUUAUCAAGAUGAAGAAGAAGAAGAGAUGGACAUCAGUGCUGCGAUGUCACCCCCUCCAGGUUCGAAUCAGGAUCUGUUGGGUCUCGGGUCUCCGUCUAGCGAGCUCCCAAAUCCCAACCGAUUCGAACUCUCUCGCAACCGACAAUCCGGUGACCUCCGACGAAUCGACGAGGGUUAUAUGAGUCCUUCGAGCGAAGCCGGAUACGACAGUUUUGACCGUACGGUUGGUGAACGAAACCUGGCCCGGAGCUGGGGAGCGCCUACCAACGGCCAUGCCGAUCCAGGCCAUAAGCGACGAACCUCUCAUGGCCACGUGAAACAGGGCUCUUUUUCACAACGUAGCAGCAACGGCUACACGUUCAACGGAGAUGAUCUCGAGGGCGACCUCGGAUAUGCAGCCGCUGAAGGGAUGGAAGGUAACCAGCGCAAAGUGAUUGUUGAGCGUCUGGAAGCCGUGAAGAGCAAGAACCCGGUUUUCACCUGGUGCUAGACUCGGACUCUUUCAGAGCCUCCUCCCUAUCUUUUUUCCCAUUUUAUGUUUUAGCGAGUCAUUGGUGACAGGCAGUCCCUGCAGGGCAUGAAAAGCCUGGAGCAUGUGGAGUUUGCUGCUGGUUCUCUACUAUCAUCCUUUUGACUUUGAGUUUUACGAUACAAACCGGUUGGGAAAAAUGUUUCCUUCUUCACCUAGAUGUUGUAUAUAGAUGUCCGGUUACUUUUCAUAUCUAAUUGGGAGAAGGGCAUAUUCUGAACCAUGUAAUAUAUUAUGAGAACUAAUGCAUUGCGAACAUAUCCAUACUUUGACUUUCUUUUUUUGUAUCAGAUCGUGACUUACAAU
This is a messenger RNA of Paecilomyces variotii, 2930 nucleotides long. Its product is annotated as phosphatidylinositol 4-kinase type II subunit alpha. Lineage: Eukaryota; Fungi; Ascomycota; Eurotiomycetes; Eurotiales; Thermoascaceae. Gene Ontology annotation, molecular function: 1-phosphatidylinositol 4-kinase activity. The coding region runs from base 225 to 2585 and encodes 786 amino acids. Gene Ontology annotation, biological process: phosphatidylinositol phosphate biosynthetic process; endosome organization; Golgi organization. The record is from RefSeq and is a predicted model, not a curated record. The transcript has 2 exons. Gene Ontology annotation, cellular component: trans-Golgi network; plasma membrane; fungal-type vacuole membrane.